AUGAGCGCCAUCCGAGUCAACGCGGGCAAGAAACCUCUCGAGCCAGCUAGGGCGCGAAAGCCCGAUAAGCUGGCUAGCAUCCCCGUUCCAUUGGUGGCGACCCCGAACCGCUGCCACCAUUCCAACCAGAACGCCACUCAGAACUGCAGUUAUACUCUCCAGAGCCCCAACGGUACGAUAGAGAGCCCUGGCUACCCAUACGGCUACCCCAACUAUGCCAACUGUACGUGGGUGAUCCUGGCAGCGGAACAUAACAGGAUACAGCUGGUGUUCCAAGGUUUCGCUCUAGAGGAAGACUUUGACCUGCUGUCUGUCUACGAYGGCCCGCCCAGCCCGGGGAACCUUAGGACCAGCGCACCCAGCCAGAGACCCCUACCAGAACACCUGCACCACCACCAAGCGCGACCACCCAAGAGACCCCUAACCAAGAACCACUGCCACACACCAAGGACCACCCAGAGACACCCCUACCAGAGCCCACUUGCACCACCUAAGGACCACCCAAAGAGACCCCCUUACCCAGACCACCUGCACCACGAAAGGAUCCACACAAGGACCCCUACAGACCACCAAGCGAAGCCCCAGCCCUUCAACGCACACACCAGACCUAAUCGCACACCCACAAGAUCCCCAACCAACCAGCCAAGCAGCAUCACCCACUUCCAUGCGGACUGUAGCCGACCGGCACCGGUCCCAGCUACUACCCCGCACCAGCACACCACCUCUACCAACCAGCAGAGAGAAGCCCCCGGCCCAGACCUCGGCCCUCGCUCCACUCCCACAGGCGCCCCCUCCACGUUCCCACUACACCCUCAGCCACAGGGCCCCUUCCUCCACUCCACAGGCCUCCUCCACGUCCACCAGGGGCCCUCCUCCACUCCACAGGGGCCCACAGCAGCGACCUGCGUGGUAAUAAUCUACUCCAUAGUGAAGGGUCUGAAGUAUAACAGGCCAUCGCCAUACCUUCCACCAGUGGCGUGCUGCCCCCGUGCAGUCUACGGACUCAACUUCUGCAGAAGGAGGCGUAACCACUUCUCGCAUGCCAUGCUGUUCGCUUCAAUGUCUCAGCACUCAGGACGAGGCCCGGUGGUCCCGCGCCKAGUCCAGAAUGGGCCCACUACAGACGAGAUGGAGGUGCAGAGAGCAAGACAGGUUAUGGAGCAGCAGCAGAAGCAGGCACACAUGGAGAGGGAACGACGAUCCUCGAACCCAGGCUCUCCUUUCCCAGGCCAUCCCGGUGUGCUUUCUGUAGCCCCCCCAGCCCCCAUGCCGCCCCCCAUGUCCAUGGGCUCCUCUUUAGGUGGAGGCCCCCCCUCCCUGGGUGCCCCUAUGCCUCCUCCCCCUCCCGGGCCCCCUCCCCCCUCGGCAGGGGCUCCCCUGCCCCCCCUGCCUCCUCCGCUGCCCAUGGGUGGAGGGGGACAGGGUGAGGAGGCUCCCGCCCCGACGGGACUCGCCGCCAUGAUCGCUGGAGCCAAACUGCGCCGCGUCAAUAGACCUGAGGAUUCUAACUCUUCAGGAUCGGGGGCCAAAAACGAUGCCAACAGGACGAGUGGCGGCAGCGGAGGACUGAUGGAGGAGAUGAACGCUCUGCUGGCGCGGAGAAGGAAAGCAGCGUCAGAGAAGCCUGAAGACAGCCAAAACGAUAACCCGAACGGAUCCCCUUCACCCAGCACCAGGGGUGGACAAAACGCCACAGAUGGAGGGAAGAAGCCAUGGGACAGAGCCAACUCUGCCGAGAGGUCAUCACUGGUAUCAAGGGUACGACCUGUGGGGAGUAGCAGCGACACAGACGCCUUAGACUUUGACAGAAUGAAGCAGGAAAUCUUGGAAGAAGUCGUUCGUGAAUUGCACAAGGUGAAGGAUGAGAUCAUUGACGCCAUUAGACAAGAACUGAGCAGAAUCAGUACGACAUAAUCUUUCAUGCGACUCCAGCUUUUGGAACCAUCGUCCCCACGCCAACUACUGUUAGGAAGCAAGGAGAGGAUCAAGGCCCGAACUACGACAUUUUAUUUAUUGUACAUUGCUGUGAUGUUGUAGCAACGUAACAAUGUUGCUGUAACACCACAGGAAUGUUACGUUUGGUUUGGAGGAAUAGGAUGGAUGGACACUCUCACUGCUUUCCUCUGUUUCUUUGGUUUAGGUUUUCUCUCUCUUUUUCCUUUCUAUCUGUCCAUCGGUAACCCAUGUUUGCUGUUCUUUUUCCAGUCUUAAAGGCAACAUUUAUUCAAUUCAAUGAAGUAACCUCUUGUUUUUUUUGUUAGGAGUUUAUUGUUUUGUUUAAAAAAAGGUUGUUUGGGGUUAUUAUUACUACCAUUGUCAUUAUUAUGACUAUUAUUUUUAUUAUUGUAGAUGUAAUGGUGUGAACAUGAAUAGUAGUAAUUUUAGUGAUGCAAUAGUAAAAAUGACAAAAUAAUAAUGAUAAUGAUAUGGAUGAUGAUAAUAAUAACACAUCAUUUUAUGUCAGCCUUUUAUGUUUUAUAUUGUAUUUUUUUCCCCUUUUGGUUUUGUUUUUAAAAUACAAUAAUAAGCACAUACGGAUUUCUUUCUCAUGACCUGACCUUGAGAUUUUUUUGAAGAGUUUUGUAUCCUUUUCGCCAACACAGUUUUGUGUGUGUGUGUGUGUGUGUGUGUGUGUGUGUGUGUGUGUGUGUGUGUGUGUGUGUGUGUGUGUGUG
Salvelinus sp. IW2-2015 is the source of this 2674-nucleotide messenger RNA. NCBI's taxonomy places the organism in Eukaryota, Metazoa, Chordata, Actinopteri, Salmoniformes, Salmonidae. The record is from RefSeq and is a predicted model, not a curated record.